UGUCACCUGGCACUCGAGAAGAGGUAUUCAUGAUUUGAAAGCUCCCGCCAGCUGAGAUGACGCGCUCGAGUGGAUAUUGACGAGUUAUUGCGCUUCGUUUGUUUGAUGAACCUGCGUCGUCCGAUACGAGAGUUCGGCUGAAAAGCCAUGAAAGCUUAAAAAGAAGCAAGAAGCAGGAAAGAAAACAACAAUUGAUGCCCAUUCUCCUUCCUCCCGGAACACUUUCCAUCCGCCAAGCCCAACGGGAUUAAUAAGAUUAACAAGACGUGCCUAGUGUGACUAGGAGAAAAGCAAAGCAAAGCUCACGGCACAUAGCAACCGACGAGGAUAAGAACUUUAGAAGAGGCGCAGGCCUCUCGGCGGCUCUCAUCCUCACCUAUCGCGGCACGACCCCACUAAAUCGUUAAUUACGUGGAGGUGUGGGUGCACGCAGCUACCGUGGACGAGGAAGGAUCCCCAAGAAACCGUAUCCGUAAUACCUACCUGACCUACGGAUACCUAAUCGCAAUCCCAGGCACACGCUUUCACCUUUUCGUGUCUCUCUUUCUUUCCCUCUCUUCACCUCCAUUCCUCGACACCUUUUCCACUCCUUCUUCCUCUUCGACCGAAUCUUGAGGGAACAACAUCCGACUCAAUCGUAAUUCCUCUCUCUCGACCCCUCGGUACACCGUCAGCAUGGGCCUCCACAACCCGCUCCCGUCGUCUAUGGCGUCGGAAUGCAAAAAGUGCGGCAAGAUCCUGACGUCGUUUAUCGACCCUCGUCAAGCCUUCAGCCCCGACAAGAUUAUUCCUCCCUCCGUCCUCGCCAACGCGAAGGGUCUUGCGAUUCUCACCGUCCUCAAGGCCGGUUUCCUCGGUUCCGGUCGCUUCGGUAGCGGUCUCGUCGUCUCGCGACUUCCUGACGGAUCAUGGAGUGCGCCAAGCGCUAUCGGUACGGCAGGUGCGGGAUUUGGUGGACAGAUUGGUUUUGAGUUGACCGACUUCGUCUUUAUUCUCAACGAUGCGAGCGCCGUCAAGACCUUCGCGCAGGCUGGUUCGCUUACGCUUGGUGGAAACGUUUCCAUCGCCGCUGGUCCUGUGGGCCGCAACGCCGAGGCCGCCGGCGCCGCUUCCCUGAAGAGUGUUGCCGGCAUCUUCUCCUACUCCAAGACCAAGGGUCUUUUCGCUGGUGUUUCGCUGGAGGGUUCCGUUAUUAUCGAGCGCCGCGACGCCAACGAGAAGCUGUACGGCACCCGCUACACCGCCGCCCAGAUCUUGACCGGCAGCGUUCGCUCCCCACCCCAGGCCGCGCCCCUGAUGAACAUCCUCAACUCCCGCGCCUUCAAUGCCGGCCGCACUGGUCAGGCCAACGAUUCCAUGUACAACGACAUUCCCGUUUACGACCAGGGCCAGGGUCAGGAUGAUUGGAACGGCAACAACAGCCGAGAGUUUGGAAACAACAACCGCAGCAGCGUUUUCGGUGGUGGAGAUAGUGGCGCCAGCGAGUUUGGAGGACCCAAGAGAUCCAGCACAUGGCAGGACGACGUCUAUGAUAGGCCUGCUGGAGGUGGUUUUGGUGGAGUUUCGCGUUCGAACACUGGAGUCUCACGCUCCAACACAUUUGCCUCAAGAGGCAAUGACGACUACGUCUACAGAGACAACCCAUCGCCCAGCUACGGCCUCAACGACCAGAAGACGGGUCCUCCUGGUAGACCGGCUGCUCCCAAGCCGAACUUCACUGGCAAGGCGGCCAUGCUCAAGAAGAACGAGGCUGUUGCGCUUUUCACAUUCGAUGCCGACCAGCCUGGUGAUCUGGGAUUUAAGAAGGGCGACGUUAUCACGGUGCUGAAGAAGACCGAGAGCGAGACCGACUGGUGGACCGGCAUGAUUGGAACGAGACACGGCAUCUUCCCCAGCAACUACGUGAAGAUGCGUGAGUAAGCUGAAUCGACGGCUCGAACGCGAACCUUGUGCAAACCCGAAUACCCAAAUGCUUUCCAUUCAAAGCAUGAUCGAACCAAAAUGCAUACCUGAUGCAGGUACACAGGGGAUAGUGGAGGAGAACAAACGUCACCACAAAGAUCCUACUGCUUAUUCAUGAUACUCCGGAUGGUCCUUCCCCAUCCUGCUUUCCAACGACGUCCUUAAUGAUAACGACCAAACCUCGUUUUAACAAGUCCUGGCGUUUGGAUCAAGGAGGCGCGGAAAGAUAUUUCUUCUUGUUUAGUUACCUCACAGCAUAAACGUCCAUCAUAGGCCAUAGGCUUCAGGAAAACGAAAAGAACAUCUCGUCUUAUGACAUACUUCAUCGCAC
This is a messenger RNA of Colletotrichum scovillei, 2293 nucleotides long. Its product is annotated as SH3 domain-containing protein. Gene Ontology annotation, cellular component: actin cortical patch. Gene Ontology annotation, molecular function: phosphatidylinositol binding; actin filament binding. The coding region runs from base 676 to 1920 and encodes 414 amino acids. The record is from RefSeq and is a predicted model, not a curated record. The transcript is spliced from 4 exons. Gene Ontology annotation, biological process: actin filament bundle assembly; actin cortical patch localization. Lineage: Eukaryota; Fungi; Ascomycota; Sordariomycetes; Glomerellales; Glomerellaceae.